AUGGAUGCUCCUUGCCGCUGUUGCCCUGCCCACAUCCCAAGGCCUCUCUUCCCCCAUCCCCCCUCCCCAUUUCCCCCUCCCGUUCCCCCCCGUCCCUCUCCUCCUCCAAACACACAAUCGCCUCGCGCGGUGCGGGGUGUAGCGGAGGUGCCGGAGGGCGCGCUGAUUGUGAGGUUCGAGUUCCGCAAGUUGUGGGCCGCGCAGGGGGACGAAGCGCCUGCGGGGGAGUCGCGGCAAGCAGGCAGCAACAGUAGCGCGGAGGCAGGGGCAUCGCGUGGUCCGCUGGUGUGCUUCGCGCUCGGCUCACUGCCUCUGCCGUCAGACCACGAGCCACAAUACGAGUCACUGGAGGCAGCAGCCAAGGCAGCGGGGGGAGCUCUCUCCCCCUUCGGCGGGGCCAUGGGCGCAGUCACAGUGGAGCGCGGGCAGGGACUGGGGGAUGGCCCGGGGGCAGGGGGAGGCGCAGGGGCGGGGAAGGGUGGGGGAGGGCGGAUGGUAGACGCUUCUGCUGCAGCUGCAAUCGCGGCUAUGGUGGGGGAAGGCACUCUCCUCCUCUCCUCCUCCCUCCUAUCAUCCGUGCUCCACUCCUCCCACCUCUCUUCCUCGUUCCUCUCCUCCCCCCUCCUCCCCUCCGCCCGCACCACUUUCGUCCCUUCCCCCACACCCCUUCCCCCACACCCCUUCCCCCACACCCCUUCCCCCACACCCCUUCCCCCACACCCCUUCCCCCACACCCCUUCCCCCACACCCCUUCCCCCACACCCCUUCCCCACACCCCUUCCCCACACCCCUUCCCCCACACCCCUUCCCCCACACCCCUUCCCCCACACCCCUUCCCCCACACCCCUUCCCCCACACCCCUUCCCCCACACCCCUUCCCCCACACCCCUUCCCCCACACCCCUUCCCCCACACCCCUUCCCCACACCCCUUCCCCCACACCCCUUCCCCCACACCCCUUCCCCCACACCCCUUCCCCCACACCCCUUCCCCCACACCCCUUCCCCCACCCCCUUCCCCCACACCCCUUCCCCCACACCCCUUCCCCCACACCCCUUCCCCCACACCCCUUCCCCCACACCCCUUCCCCCACACCCCUUCCCCCACACCCCUUCCCCCACACCCCUUCCCCCACACCCCUUCCCCCACACCCCUUCCCCCACACCCCUUCCCCCACACCCCUUCCCCCACACCCCUUCCCCCACACCCCUUCCCCCACACCCCUUCCCCCACACCCCUUCCCCCACACCCCUUCCCCACACCCCUUCCCCCACACCCCUUCCCCACACCCCUUCCCCCACACCCCUUCCCCCACACCCCUUCCCCCACACCCCUUCCCCCCACACCCCUUCCCCCACACCCCUUCCCCCACACCCCUUCCCCCACACCCCUUCCCCACACCCCUUCCCCCACACCCCUUCCCCCACACCCCUUCCCCCACACCCCUUCCCCCACACCCCUUCCCCCACACCCCUUCCCCCACACCCCUUCCCCCACACCCCUUCCCCCACACCCCUUCCCCCACACCCCUUCCCCCACACCCCUUCCCCCACACCCCUUCCCCCACACCCCUUCCCCCACACCCCUUCCCCACACCCCCCCCCCCACACACCCCUUCCCCCACACCCCUUCCCCCACACCCCUUCCCCCACACCCCUUCCCCCACACCCCUUCCCCCACACCCCUUCCCCCACACCCCUUCCCCCACACCCCUUCCCCCACACCCCUUCCCCCACACCCCUUCCCCCACCCCCUCCCCUCCCCUCCCCCACACCCUCCCCCACACCCUUCCCCCACACCCCUUCCCCCACACCCCUCCCCCACACCCUUCCCCCACACCCCUCCCCCACACCCUUCCCCCACACCCCUCCCCCACACCCUUCCCCCACACCCUUCCCCCACACCCCUCCCCCUCCCCCUCCCCCCAUCACCCUUUCCAUACGACCGUACCCCAUCCCUCGAGCUGCAUCGGCUCUCCAUGCACCUUACCUGCCUCUGCUUCUACCCUCCCCCCCUAGCCAUCAACGCUUCCCCUCUUCCUCACGCCCUGGCAACAGCAGCAGCAGCAGCAGCAGUGGCAGCAGCGGGGUCAUCAGUCCCGCGUGCGUCUGUGUAUCUGCUCGUGCGUGCGGGUGGCCUGCCGUCCCUCACUCGCUUUGAUGCCUCCGCUGUUGCACCCGCCACAGAUAUGGCGGGCAGGGGAGGGCAGCUGUCACUGGAGCUGAUCCACCCCGCAGAGGUCACCACCUUCGUCGCUGUGGGGCUGGACGCCCCCCCGCCAGGGGCAAGGGAGGAGCACGAGGGGGAGAGCGGGGGCCAGGGGGAGGGGGGAGGAGAUGGGGAGGGUGGCGAGGGGGAGUGGGCGUGGGAGUGGGAGGUGCGGGUGGUGCAGCACGGGUGUCCCAACGGCUGCUCCGGCAGCCCCUGCCACGUCAUGGCAGACGGCGCCUUCCAAUUCGGCGUCUACUACUGCUUCUGCGAUCGGUCCCACGGGGGUGUGGACUGUUCCAUUGAGACAGUCUCACAGCUAGGCAUAGAGCAGCAGCGGUGGGCGCUGGUGGGGAGCAACGUGGUGGCCGUGCUGCCAGCCAUGGUUUCGCUGUACCUUGGGGCAUACCCCGAGUGGGUGAUGUUCUCCCUCAACGGCCUGUGCUCUGCGCUCUACCACCUGUGCGACACGGACGGCUGGUGCGCGGCGCGCUACCCCACGCUGCAGUUCGCCGACUUCUACUCGUCCUUCCUCGCCGUGCUGCUGGCCUUCCUGCACGCGGCGCAAGUGCCCAUCUGGCCGCGCUUCUUCUUCUUCGUCCUCGCCUCCUUCUCCACCUCCAUUCUUGCUGUCGACCGCGCCACCAGUGGGUGGAGCAUCGUGGUGCUGCUGGCACUGGGAGCAGCAGCGCUCAUCACCGGCUGGCUCAUCCGCCUAGCAGCUCUGCGCCACUCCCGCACCUCCUCUUGCUCCGAUCCUCAUGCCGCCAACGCCCCUCGCAAAGCGGGUGGCUGCGCUGGCGAGUGGGGGGAAGAAGCGUCCCAGGGCGGCCAUGUGGAUGGGGAGGACGAGGACGCCUCUCUGCUCUCGUCGCCUUGCACGCAUGGUUACCGGCGUGGCGGUGAAAUGAGCACUGCCUGUGACUCUGAAAGCUGUGGUGGCAGCAGCAGCAGUGGUGCAGAGUGGUCAUGUGGGGUUGCAAGGACAAGUAAAGCGCGGCAGCAAGCAUCCGUGUGGAAAAGAGCGUUCCAAUGGUGGUGCAAGCAGGUGGGUGAGGCACUGCGCAUGCUGCGUGCCCUGCUCGCCGCGUUCCACCUGCCGUCGCUGCUGCUGGGCGUGCUGGCGGCGCUGCUGGCGGCCUCCAGCUUCCUCGUGGAGGUGCCUGUCACCUACUGGAUCUGGCACAGUGUGUGGCAUGUGUGCAUCUACUCAGCUGCUUUCUUCUUCAUGCUCGCAUCGCCUCCGCCCAGCAAGCACGGCUCCCUGCCACUGCCACCGUCUCCGUCUGCCCUCUCACCGCCAGCAAAAGAGCGUUACUCGUCUUGCUCCCCGAGCCACAGCAAGGAUGUCAGUCAAGCUGCCAGCGGCAGCGGCAAUGGCUGCAGCGAGGAGAGUUGGACCCGAGGGAAGAGAGCCAUUGGCUGCUCUGUUGGGAGAGAAGUGGAAGUGGACGAAGAGAGAGGCCUCUUGUUGAUUCGUGAAGAUUCAUAA
This is a messenger RNA of Closterium sp. Yama58-4, 3699 nucleotides long. The record is from the annotation of a GenBank genome assembly. Lineage: Eukaryota; Viridiplantae; Streptophyta; Zygnematophyceae; Desmidiales; Closteriaceae.